UGAUGCUGCUGAAAUAAAAUGAGCGAUUUUUUAAAUUUUAAUCUCAAACCACACAUGCUUUUCUUACCAUGACAAAAUUACUUUUAGCAGAAUUUCCUUCGCAGAGUGAAAAUGUAAAUCCGUCACGCGUGUCAUAAUUUGUAAAAGAAAAAGUCUUCGUUUGCUGUGCAAAAUACUAGAAUACUUGUAGCAUAACGCAGCAAGGAAUGUCUGUGGGAAAAGAAAGGGGAUUUUACAGCAAAUGGAAGUCAGAGAUUUUCAUGUUACAGUCCAUUGACCACGUGACUACAUGUAUGGCUUAUUAGUUAGAUUUAGUUUGGUUAAAAUCUGAACACAUGGAGAGCACCAUUACACAAAGUCCUAAGUGGGGGUAAUUAUGAAAAUAAUUAUUUGACUACCAUUACACUUAAGCACGAGCUCAGAUGAUAGGCAAGAUGUACAUGUAUAGUUUCAUGGAAGCCAGUUUGGGAGGAGAUGUAUGAACAAAAUCGUGUCUACAGACAGACAGACAGACAAGGUGAUUCCAGAUAAUUUCCAGUGUACCCUCGUCCCUCUAACUUCCUUGAAGUUUAGGGGGCGGGGUGAUAAAAGGGUCAUUCCAUUUUUUUUUCAAAACUUCAUGUCCCCAUCAUCAAGAGCUCCAUAAAAUUAAUUUAUUUCGAUAAUUCUUAACUAAGAGAUGUCUUUUUAGAUAGAUAGGCCACUUUGAUGAAUGUAUGUAAUCAAUUAAAGUUCAAUCAAGAAAGCAGCACAAUUAUAAUUACCACCAGUUCUACCCCAACACAGUGGAAUUUAUAUGUCCCUAAACAAUCUUCCUGCAGAACUACAUCGUUUUAAAGUAAUUAUAUAUGCCCCAAGAACCAAAAAUAAAUCCUUAUUUAGGCAUUAGUAUGUGUAGUUAAUGAAUUACCAGUUAAAAGAUAGAUGACGGUUAACUAAAUGUAUAAUUUUUACAUGGUUACGAAUGUCCCUUAAAAUACCGUCAUUUCCGUAACGUCAAACAAACGUAGUAACACACAGAGUUGCAUCCCUUCCUGAACAGGUCUUCAACGUCAUUAUAACUAUUGAGCCCGCGCAGAUUCAGAAAAAUGUCUAAUGACUGACCAGCUACGUUUUAAAGGACACAGUUUUCAUCGGUAAGUACUAAGUUUGCGAGCGUAUGCUUUCUAGAUGUCAUUACCGUACAAGUAUUAGGCUUGGUGUGAUACAAAACAUAUGAUAAAUAUCAUAAUCAACCUGUUACUCAUGGGUUCUUCUUCAAAUACGAAGGGCAUGUGCUCACCUCGUGUUGUCUGAUUUUGCCCCAGGCCGCAAAGUAACCCAAAAUGUCACUAACGUAACGGUCAUUCCCGUAAUGCUUUACUUUGUUACGGCAAUGACAUAGCCGUUACAGAAAUGACAUACAUACCUUAAUACAACAUAAUAACUGGAAAAUAAAGUACUAGUAUCUUGUCUUUUUAUUUGUAUUUUCUCGACCAGUUAAUUGCUUCACUGGCCCAUUGUAUAACAAUCCCCACACAUUUAAGAUUAUAUGUUCAAGUCUGGCUCGUGUUAGAGUAGUUUGUUUCGACAUUGCAGGUGUAUAUAGGCAUUUGACAGUAGCGGCUAGUAUUUUAGACUAGCAAAAAUAAUAAGUCUGUGCAUUCACAACUUUUUUUCACUUCUGUUUUAGAUUUGAAAAUACUUACGCCGGUUUCUCUCUUCGUUAGAAUAUGCCGUUGUCAAAUGCAGAGCGAGUGGCUGCUUGGAGGAAACGACAGCGGGAAAAUCCAGAGAAGCACAACGAAUAUAAGAGAAAAGAAAGGGAAAGGUACCAAAAGAAAAAAGAAAGAGGUGUCGUUAAGCCCAUAGCAGACCUUGGGGCGAGGGCGCAGAGAAAACAAAAGAGGGCAUGGCGAAUAAACCAACAAACCAAACGAUGUCGGGAUUUUGAAAUUAGAAGGACCGUCAAUGCAAUCAUGACACCUCCACUGUCACCUACAACGCCGGAGCAGGGGAAUCAAGCAGGAAGGGUGGAAACAAUGAGACGCUUUGGAAGACAGAAAGUAAGAAGGGACAGGGCAAAAUCAUACAGAGAAUUGUUUAAACUGAGAGUAAAACUACAAGAAGAAAGAAGAGUGAAAGAAAGAUACAAGAAACGUUACCGCUUCAAAACAAGGGGAAGAAACAUCGAUUAGAGAAAGAGGUAGACGAAACUAUCAAACGACAUGAACACAAGAAGGCCUUGUUGGUAAAUCAAGCUAUUAUUCAACGGAUUAGGUCAAGGUACAUGCUAUCGAAAAGUCAAGCAGAGAAAAAGAUGGUAUCAAGUAUAGUCUGUACAUAUAAAAUACUGAAGAAGCUUAAACUGGCCGAGUUUGCCAGGAAGAAACUGGGCUUUUCAACACACUCUUUCAAUGCAAAGCGGGAUGGGCAGGUAAGAGAGAGACGGAAACCAAAUGGACCGUGCAGACUGAAGGGAAAGGUUGUUACCUUUCUGAGUCGCGAUGAUAACAGCCGGAUGAAGGCGGGAAAGAAGUCAACAAUAACAAGGCUGGGCGUAAAAAGACAAAUCCGCCUAUUGUCAGAUGAUCCUCUAGCUUUGCAUUCAAAAUUUCUGAUGGAGGAAAGUUGCAAAAUAUCUUACAGUCUCUUUUGCUCCCUACGACCAUUUCAUGUCAUGAAACCAACGGCAAAAGACAGAGAAACUUGCCAGUGCAGAAUUCAUGAAAAUUUUAAGUUUAAGAUGGAAGCCUGUCAUCAACUAAAAGUCAUCUCUUCAUCAUGUAUUGACGUUGCCUUGUGUAACAUUACUUGCGACAUGCAAAAGAAAGCGUGUAUGUACAGGGAAUGUCCCAACUGUGAAAGCAAAGAACUGGAUUUUGAUCUCACUGAUAGAGGUAAACAAGUGUCGUGGACAGCAUGGAAAACAAAGAGGCAGGAGUGGGAAAAGAAAGUGAAUGGUGAGACUAAGGUGUCUGUGACAAACAUCACCGUUAAGGAACGUGAAUAUGGAACACUGGAAACCUUGGCAACUGAACUGAAUAACGACAUCCAAAGGGGGAGUCGUCACAUCUUCAACAUAACCCAUCAAUACAAAGCACUAAGGCUUUUAAAGAAUCAGCUUACAGACGAAGAAGUUAUGGUACAUAUUGACUUCUCCGAGAACUAUAACUGCAAAUAUUCUGAAGAAAUUCAGAGUAUGCAUUUUGGGGCGUCGCAAAGGCAAAUAACCCUGCAUACUGGGGUCGCCUAUACCAGGUCAAAGACUUACUCUUUUUGCACCAUGUCGGACAGCUUAAAUCAUGCUCCGGCGGCAAUAUGGGCUCAUCUCCAGCCGGUCAUUCUUCACCUUAAAGAGUUAGAGCCUAAUGUCAAUGUCAUCCACUUUAUCAGCGACUGCCCAGCUACGCAGUACAGGAACAAACAAAACUUUUACCUGUUUUCAAAUAGGAUUUUUCAACAUGGGUUUAGAGAAGGAACCUGGAACUUCUUAGAAGCAGGCCAUGGCAAAGGUGCGGCAGACAGUAUCGGCGCUGUCAUCAAGCGUACCGCAGACAAGCUGGUCAGUGUUCAAGGCAAAGACAUCGUGAAUGCUGAGGGACUCAUGGCAGAACUGGUCAAAGUGAACACGAGUGUGAAGCUGUUCCUGAUUUCAGAAGAAAUCGUCGAUUCAUUGGAAUCUGAGCUUCCAUCUGACUUACGGCCUCUUUCGAAGACAAUGCAGAUUCACCAGGUUGUAACAGUCCAUCCUGGAGAAGUGCGACACAGAGUUCUUUCCUGUUUCUGCAAAAAACCUGCUGUAUGUGACUGCUUUGGACUAACUACUGCCACCUUCCCAGUUGAGGUAUGUAUUUAUAGACUUAUCCAGUUUUCUGUAGAAGUUGUUUGCUGUCAGAAAUGGUCUAAAAGAUAUGUGGACGAUGAUGAGGAGAUGGAGGUCCAGGUUAUGCACUGUGUUGGCAAAAAUAGGUACUUUUGGCCAAUGAUUGACGACGCAGUAUGGUACAGGGAAGGAGAUGUCGUUACAUUGCUUCGGGAUCCCCCAAGACCGGUCACCAAGCGCCACUGUGAAAUUGACAAACGUGUUUGGCGUCUCAUAGAAUCAGAAAUGGACCUGGACUGAUUUCUGGCAGUGCGAAUUCACUGAGAUUACCGCUGACGAUUUGUUCUACUCGAUAUCGUUUCAUCGAGUUUUGCUUUUUUCUUCAUUCAAAAUCAUUGUAUCCAGUUCGAGGGUCUACGUAGACCUAUUGUUUCUUCAGAUCUAACGGAUUGAUGUCAUUUCCGUAAUUACUUGUCAUUACCGUAACUGAUUGUCAUUACCGUAAUGUGUGUUUAUUAUAUCUCUAAAAUCGCACGAAACAACAAAAGACCAAAGACAAGGCCUGGGUGUUCGUUCAUUUGCGUUAUAUAAAAUAACCCAUUGUUGAAAUCUGAGGUUUGCCGUGAAUCGUGGUUUCCAAGAUCGAAUAUUGUAGCGUAAUUCCAUUAUACAAUCGGAUCUCAUGAAGCAUGCGCAGUUUUUUGCACAAUGGUGACUGUAUUGGAGUGAUUUAUGCUUAUCGAGCUGUGCCUUUCUAGUUGGCAAACCAGUACCUUGUGUUAAGAAGAGAAAUAAACAAUGUGGAUAAUGUUAUAUGAAGUUUUGAUCUUAUUCAAUCAAUGUUACGGAAAUGACAAAACCAAAAAGAUGGCCAGACAAUAAUGCAAAAUUAUUUAAUUAUAACAUUGUUGACUCGCUGCAGGUCGUUUAGACUUGUUACACGUCAUAUCAGCAACAAUUUAACAUAACUGAAUAGCUCUCUUGGCACUUUGGUCGUGAAUUAACAAUAAUGGUGAGAUUUCCGCUAUUUUUUGGAAUAACCCAAAAAUGAACCGCACAUCCAGGGAAAAUCUAUGAGCCCAGGUCUAAGGCGUUAAACCCUCUUGUGCCUAACUUUUCACAUAUAACGAUAAGGAAUCUGAAAAAGGCCCUAAAAUAGAAAAAGGAUAGAUUUGCAGACCUUCCCACGAACGGCCGGAGAGGAAGCCAGCAUGAACUGAACUCGCAUCGACCGCAUUGGUGAGAGGCUUCUAGGUCACUACGCUGCGCUAGCGCGCUAACCGACUGAGCAAAGGAGGUCCCCCUUUGGUAUUAUAGGGGAAGAUGUUUGGUAUAGCCCUAUAAGUUGAGGAGUUCGGUUUUUAGGGCGAGGAGUCUGGUACAUAGGGCGAGGAGUCUGGUACAAAGGGCGAGGAGUUCGAUACAAAGGGCGAGGAGUUCGAUACAAAGGGCGAGGAGUUCGGGACAUAAGGCGAAGAGUUCGGGACAUAAGGCGAAGAGUUCGGGACCAAGGCGAGGAGUUCGGGACAUAGGGCGAGGAGUUCGGGACAUAGGGCGAGGAGUUCGGUACAUGAGGCGAGGAGUUCGGGACAUGAGGUGAGUGAGUGAGUGACUGAGUGAUUGGGUGUAACGUCGUAUUCAACAAUUUUUCACUCAUAUGACGACGAAGGAAUCCUUAGGGUGUUUGUAAUGUGCCUCCUUGUUGCAAGACGGAUUUCCAUCGCUGUUUUCGCUAAAGCUGCUUCACUGAGACGACUUACCCAAGGCAAGUACGACGCCCCGCCCGAGCCAUUAUACUGAUACGGAUCAACCAGUCAUUGCACCAUCCUCUUCAUGCUGAACGAAGUUAGUUACAACUUCCUGUUACCACUUCCUUUUUUAAAGUCUUAAGUGUGACUCGACCUAGGAUUGAUCCUGGAUCUACCGCUCUCGAAGCGGACGCUCUACCACCUGUGCUGUCCGGGCCGUCAUAUAAGGUGAGAAGUUCGGUAUAGGGCUCGGUUAAUUCUACUCAAAAGAUCUUACUUCCAGGGAGAUCUAUUUUCAUUCAAAAAUGAAUGUAUAGAUGCGACCUGUAAAACUGUUUAUGCACAGCACGUGAUAGCUUAUUCAAUUGAAAGGAAAGAGGUGCCUAUUCUUUUGAAGUAGGUCACAAAUAAAAACAUCAGUCAGAAGUCGGCAUGCAUUAAAAUGUGUGUCUCGACUUUCCAUACCGGUGCUCAGGUAGGUAUUGUGGAGUACAAUCUGAAAAGCCUUGAAAACAGACCAAAACAACUUGGCCUACAAAUAUAUAUCUAUAUAUGUGCAUGAACACUAGACCGCCUGUGCAUGCGCUUGCAUAAUAGUGUAACUCGGACGUUUUGGUUUAUUAAAGAUAUUUAUUUAUUUGUUUGAUUGGCGUUUGGCGCCGUACUUAAGGAUAUUUCACUUAUACGACGGUGGAGUUUUGGUGGUAUUAUACGUUAUGGUGGGCAAAGCCAAAUGGAGCCGUGGGAAACCGGUGACCAUCCGCGAGAUACUGCAGCCCUUCCUCCUGCGUAUACGACAGGAGAGAAAUAAGUAUCAAUGUAUUUGAUUGGUGUUUUACGCCGUUCUCAGGAACAUUUCACUUAUACGACAGUGGCCCAUGAUAGUGGGGGGGGGGGGG
Molecule: messenger RNA, 6452 nt
Organism: Liolophura sinensis
Lineage: Eukaryota; Metazoa; Mollusca; Polyplacophora; Chitonida; Chitonidae
Source: RefSeq, a predicted model, not a curated record